UCGCAGUCAAUCGCAGUACAAGAUGGCUUCCCUCGGGUGUUGUGGUUGACGAUAUUUACAAGAUAUUUUGUACAUUCUAUACCGUAAUUAGGUCGUUAUCGACCUAACUAGUUUCUUUGUUCGAAAACGAGUGCCCUGCAAAGGCAACGGAAAUAAACGCAGCGAUUGGAAACCAUCGCUGCUAACAAAAUGCGAACAUCUCAAGACUGAGGCACACUUCUGACUUCUGAGGGGUGGAUGAUAGAAAUUUACCUAAAAGGCAAGAGAAGCCAGUCGAAACACUGGAGAAAGACGGCGGAGCUUUGGAGGAGGGGGAGAUGUCCGCCGGCACCCAGGGAGAGAUUCGGGUUGGUCCAUCGCACCAGGAAUUGGUUUCUUGUCAGGCCCGAUUGCCUGAGUAUCGGCCGGGUAUUCCUCCUGGCGACCUGCUUCCUGAUCCAGAGUUUUCAAAGGAACGAGAAGAGCUAAGAUGGAUCCCUGCAAUGUCAUUGGAUAUAGAUCUUAUCAUGUACCUGAGGGCGGCUCGUUCAAUAGCCGCAUUCGCUGGUAUGUGUGAUGGAGGAUCCCCUGAUGAUGGUUGUGUGGCAGCUUCGCGAGACGAUACAACCAUCAGUGCCUUGGAUAUUCUCCACGAUUCUGGCUAUGAUUCAGGAAGAGCGUUACAAGCCCUUGUUAAAUGUCCCGCACCCAAAGGAAUCGACAAAAAAUGGUCUGAAGAAGAAACGAAACGAUUUGUCAAAGGCCUUCGACAAUUUGGAAAAAACUUUUCUCGUAUUAAGAAAGAUCUCUUGCCGCACAAAGAUACGCCCGAACUCGUCGAGUUCUAUUAUCUGUGGAAGAAGACACCUGGUGCCAACAAUAAUCGACCGCAUCGAAGACGAAGAAACCAGGGGUCGCUGCGUCGAAUUCGAAACACGCGGAACUCUAGAGCCGGUACUCCAAAGGAGGAGGUUCCUACCCCACCGAAAGACGUGCCUCCAAGUACGACGAACGUCAAGGAGACAGCUUCCGAGCCGGAGAGUGCUCCCGCCGGCACUCCGGCCAACAAUGGCAAUCCCGGUGGCGAAGUUAGUUCAGUGACUGAGGAUGACAAUUCGGAAGAGGACAGUGAUUCCCGGGACACAAACACGAAUGGUGUAACUCAAUCCUGUCGACACUGUUCAUCCACUAGUUCAAAAGAUUACCAAGUAACUGGUAAGGAUAGGCUGCUCCUCUGUGCAGAAUGCAGAGCACAUUUGAAAAAGACAGGAGAAUUACCUCCUGCACCUCCCUACAUGUUCCGCCCAGUGCCAGCUGAAUCGCCAGAUAGUCCGGGUAGAAUGCGAACGAGAAAUAAGGCGAAGGAAAUCCCAAGACCAGCUAGACCCAGAAGAACUGGUGGCACUGAUACCCCCGAGCAAGAGAAGCCAACUCUGCAGCAACCGCCGUCUGCUGAGAAGCCGAAGAAGAAGACCUCCAAACCGGAAACUCCCAAGAAGGGUCAGAAGCGACAAGCGAACGAUGAAGUAGAAGAGGAGAAGGAUCCUCAGAAGCGGAAGCGCGGAGAGAGACCUGAAAGUCCCGCGGAAUCGCUCACCACUGAUAGCAAUUCUCUUAUGGAUGAGCCCGAGAGAGAAGCAGAAGGAGAUGCUACUGAACAGCCUCCUGUCCCAAUUCCCACCCCAGUCGAGGAACCAGUGAGUCCUGCCACAACUACCACCACGCCGGAGGAAACCUGCGAAAUAACGCCUUCUUCCACGCCUGUCCCGGCACCAAUUCAGAGCUUGCCUAUAUCAGUUCCUGUUAUUCAUACCAUUGAGAAAAAGCCCCUGGUUGAGGAACUACCGGAGAUGAAGGAGCAAAUAGAAGAAGUGCCAUUGCAGAUGACUCAACCCAUAAAAAUUGAACCUCUUAUGAAACUAGAACCUCUUCCGAAAGUAGAACCUGCUGUCACGCCGCCUAGUGAGGAGCCCAAGGAACCAGAACAAGUCAUCCUCACUGCACCUCAGCCUCUGAAUAUCGCCGAGAUUAGUCAGAACCUUCCACGCAAUCUUUCCCAACCAAUCGGUCCUCCCAUUUGUCAGUCUUCCGUCCCCCAGAAUCUACAGAACUCCCAAAUCCCACCUCCAUCCCAACCCCUGCCCCUGAAUAUGCAAUACACGAGCAACUUGCCAAUCAGUCAAAAUGUGCCUCAGAACUUAUCGCAGAGUAUUCAAAUUCCAUCGAGUUUAUCCCAGAACAUGACAACCGCACAAAGUAUGGGAGCUGCACAAAACCUGUCGAUGCACAGCGAAAGUAUAGCCAAUGCACAAAGUAUAAGUCAGAUCCCCGGGCCACCUCUCAAUCUAAACAUACCCCAGAAUAUGACCAGCGCCAUGACGCAAAUGCAAAUGAUGCCCGGUUCGCCACAGCCUUUGGGGUUGACUGUCAUUCCUGAAAAUAGGAUAACGGAUGAUCGAUUGUCAGCUGAAAGACUGGCUGCUGAAAGACUCGCUGCGGAGAGGAUGUCAGCCGAUCGGGUCACAGUUGAUCGACUCACGGCAGACAGAUUAACAGGAGAUCGGAUGCGCGAUGCCAGGAUUCCAGAUCGGAUACCCGAACGGCCUGAUAACGAGCCCGAGAGACCCGACCCUCCCAAUCUCUUCCAACCCAUCCAACCUCCACACCUUCCUCCGGAAAAACCAUCGUCUGUGUACAAUCUCGCGGGCACUCCACCCAUGGAACCGCAGAACCUCGUCAAACAGGAGAUAAUUCCUCCAGAACCGGAUCCUUUGCAGAGUCUCAAGGAAGUCAAAGUGCCCGGAUUCCAAACCUCCUUCCCAGGACCGAGCAUAGACAACAUAAAAAAAGAUCCCGACAGCACAAGCAAGCCUUCCACUCCCAGCAAACACAUCCACAAUCCUCAGGUGCCCCAAAUGCAAUCCGUCGCAGCCUCUCCAACCGCAAACUUGCCACCACCUCCGACGUCUCUCUCGCAACCCGUGAUGCAUCCAUCACAACAGCCAAGUCCCCACAUGGCUCAUCCCUUCCAUCCCCAUCAUCCUCUGAUGCACCACUCCCUCUUUGCCGCAAUGCAUCCUUACCAUCCUCACGCCUAUCCCGGAUAUCCUCCAGUCGGUGGCUAUCCUUCCUUUCCUCCUUAUCCCUACGGUCCAGUUCCUCACGCAAUUCCACCGCCUUCGCCUCAAAGAAGCCAGGAGAAUGCGAACAUGAUGGCUGCCCAUCACUCCACAGGUUCGAGUGUUGCAUCGAGAGAAGAGGAGAACCUGAUCGCCCAUCAUCAGCACUCGAGUAUGCACCAGGCGAAUCUCCAUCACGACAAGCUCCUAGCAAUAUCUUCCCACAGUUCACACACUCAUUCCUCGCCUCACACAUCUCACAACAGUCAACGAAAGCCUUCCCUCGUAUCAGCCUCGUGUCUGAUUUCCUCUUCUAGUUCGCAACACCAUCACCAUCGUCCGCCUCAGCAACAGCAGCACCAGCAGCAGCCUCCGCCGGAACCGAAAAUGGAACAAGAGAUUGUCGAGCCCGAGCCGGAAGAGGCUCCUAGUCCUAACCGAGGUCCAAGUCCGGAGCCGAGAAUUGACGACUCUGAGUGUCACAGAUCGCAAUCGGCUAUCUUCCUGCGCCACUGGUAUCGAGGUGAUGACAAUUCGUGCACGAGAACGGAUUUGAUGUUCAAACCUGUACCUGAUUCGAAGCUGGCGAGGAAACGGGAGGAGAGGUCGAGAAAGCAGGCCGAAAGGGAGCGAGAGGAGAGAGAUAGGGCCGCUGCACAGCAGAGGAAGAUGUCGACGCCGGAGAAGCAACCGGAAAUUUGUAAACCUCCGAGUCGCGGUCCCAUGGAGCCUGUGGUUUCUCCCUUCGACAGAUACGCCGCUGCGAGGCCUGGCUCUUAUGCUGAUACUCCCGCGUUGAGACAACUGUCUGAGUAUGCCCGACCUCAUGCUGCAUUUUCGCCAGCGAGGCAUGUUGCGCCUCAAGAUCCGAUGAUGCAUUAUAUGUAUGGACCGGGUGCACGAGAGAGAAUAGAGCAAUUGGAGCAUUUAGAGAGGGAGAAGAGGGAGAGGGAAUUGAGGGAGUUGAGAGAAAGAGAGUUGAAUGAUAGAUUGAAGGAGGAAUUGCUGAAGGGGCAACCGCGACAGAUGCCUGGUCCUGAUCCUCAUUGGCUUGAGAUGCACAGGAGAUAUGCGGCGGCCGGAUUAGCGCCUGGACAUUCGGCACCGCCCCAGGCGCUUCAUCAGUUUGGACUGUAUGGAGCACCUCCUGGACCUGGACAGCUUGAGAGGGAGAGAUUGGAACGACUAGUGUUUCAUGCAGCGGCAGCGGGAGCAAAUUAUCCACGUCCAGGCAUGAUGCCCAGAGAUCCAACGAUGGGCAUGCAUCCUGCAGAACUCCUCGGAAGACCUUACGCGGACAUGGCGGCGGCCCACCAUGAACAACUCCAGCGCCAUUUGAUGGUCGAAAGAGAUAGACUUCCUCCCCAUGCUUCGUUCGUUGCUCACCACGAAGAGUACCUAAGACAACAACGAGAGCGCGAGCUUAAAGUUCGCGCCUUGGAAGAAGCUGCACGUGGAUCGCGUCCUUAAGCGUAACUAAACUUAUAUUCUAAUUAUCUUUGACAGUUAGGCGAGUUAUAAAAGAACUCGCAUGAUUUGUGAGCUAGAAAUUUACUGUACUAGAAAAAUCGACGUGCAGAUAUUAUUUUCUUCACGUGUCAUGCGACUUUAGUUCCCUUCGAUUUAAGAAACUAUUUUUAUGUUUUCUUAAUGUUUAUGUACGUACAGUGUAAGACCUGACGAUUAUUAUCGUUAUGUCCUGUAAUAUGUUAGUGUAAAUACAACAACAGAGAUCUUCGAGUGCUAGCUCAUCGUAGAUCUAAGUCCUUAAAGCAAUGUUUUAUAACAAUUGUAAAUUAAUUUCGAGUCUAUGGAUAUCGCAGUAACAUUCGUACACUCAAUCCACCCUUUUUAUUUAAUUUUUUAUUAAUUAAUUUACGUGGUGUCAGUACCAAAGUGUUCACACAUGAGAUACCCUCUCGCAAACUUAAUGUCUCACUCGAAUCAAUGUGAGCACACACUUUAGUUAGAGUUUUAGUAUUUUUAUUAGCGCGGAUAGGAAUUUUACAUCUGUUCCAAUGUUUUUUUUUCUGUUUGUAUUUCCUCAUCGGAAAUUGAACUCCUCUGGCUCUGCUCGCUUUCCCCAAGAACCCCAAGUUUUGCGAAGGAAAUUAUGUGAAAGUGAACUUGAUAUCGAUUUUAUUGAAUUUAUUACCAUCGCAAUAUCAGAAAGUAUGAAACUUUUACCUUUUUAAAAUAUUCAAGACAUAUCGAGCUAUGAAAUCAGUUUGGGAUUUUCAAAUUGACUGGCUCAAAGGCUUUUGGACAUUUUGUGCUUCCAUAGCUUUUUUACUUCUUUUUUUUAAUUGAAAGGGUUUUAAGUGAGACGAUUAAAACUUGUAUCUGUAGUCUUACAGUUUUUUAAAACACUAUAAACUUUUUAUUAUACUACAAUUAUUAGAAAGUGUUGUCUAAAUUGGCUUUAGGUUCUAAAUAUGAUUUUAGAUAAUUUUUAGAACGAUAAUCAAUAUUUUAGAAUUGAAUUAUGCGAUUGCAAACCAAAAUAAGAAAAAGGGUUUUUCUUGGAAGCGAGUUUGGUUUGAUGAAGACUCGAUUUUAAUCAGUAUAGGUUUUUUUUUAGCUUAAUGACUUGUAACAAGUAAGCUAGGUUGAAGUAUUUGGAAAGCAAUGACAUCAACGCGUUUGUAUAUUUUCCGUGUCGACUAUUCAAGAUUAAUUAUAAAUGUGGACAUCUCCUAUAGAAGAAUGGUGGCUGGUCGAUAUUGUAAACUUUAAAAGAGAGUGACCAAAGUGAAACGUUUUGAGGGAAACGUUAAAUACAGAGCGCAAUGUUCCAUGGUCCUAUUGUCCAAUGUAAAUCACUUUCUAGAUAUCUUAAAAGCAUUUGCUGGAAGCUCAUGCUCGACGCAUUAUAGAUAAUUCAGUUUUUUUUUUCUUCUGUGUCAAGACCACUGGAACAUGUAAAUUGUAAGCUAUAAAAUUGAUCUAUGUAACUUAUCACAGUAAACAUUUCAUACAAA
This is a messenger RNA of Belonocnema kinseyi, 6079 nucleotides long. RefSeq names its product arginine-glutamic acid dipeptide repeats protein. The record is from RefSeq and is a predicted model, not a curated record. Gene Ontology annotation, molecular function: transcription corepressor activity; sequence-specific DNA binding. Gene Ontology annotation, cellular component: nucleus. Bases 318 to 4568 code for a protein of 1416 amino acids. Gene Ontology annotation, biological process: regulation of DNA-templated transcription. The transcript has 7 exons. Lineage: Eukaryota; Metazoa; Arthropoda; Insecta; Hymenoptera; Cynipidae.